Molecule: messenger RNA, 3042 nt
Organism: Haplochromis burtoni (Burton's mouthbrooder)
Lineage: Eukaryota; Metazoa; Chordata; Actinopteri; Cichliformes; Cichlidae
Gene: adam8b
Product: ADAM metallopeptidase domain 8b
Exons: 23
Coding region: 178-2913 (911 amino acids)
Biological process (GO): regulation of cell-cell adhesion; positive regulation of cellular extravasation; inflammatory response
Molecular function (GO): cell adhesion molecule binding; metalloendopeptidase activity
Source: RefSeq, a predicted model, not a curated record
UUUAUUUUUUAAAGCUUUAUUACACCGGAAGUGUAGCCACAGUUGGCUUAACGUUGGGUAUCCGGUAAGUCUGCGGGGCGGAGAUAAGAACGAAGCUCGGGGGAGUCGCUGCCUGGAAGCGGCUGAUUCACGACGGAGUAACGGGAGGUGAUCGGCUGGGCCCGAGCAGAGCGCAUCAUGAUGGGAGAGGACUUGUUCUUACUGUGGCUCACAUGCGUUUGUAUCGUGCACAGCUUGGGGACGUUGUCUCACGUGGAGCGUUACGAGGUGGUCCGACCUCAGAGACUCCAGGAGAGACACAGGAGGAGCCUUCAGGACCACCCGCAGCUUUAUCCUGAUACAGUUCGGUACGAGUUGGCCAUCGAAGGGAGAAAUCACACAAUUCUUCUGGAAAAAAACAGGAACCUUAUUGGGAGAGACUACACUGAAACACAUUAUACUGAAGAUGGCAAACGGGUGACAACAUCACCGAAACAAGAUCAUUGCUACUAUCACGGUCACAUCGAAGGCGUGGACGACUCCUCGGUGAGCGUGGGGAUUUGUUCUGGCAUGAGUGGCUUCCUGAGAGCCCGGCAGCAGGUUUACCUGAUCGAGCCUCUGGGGCAGACGGACGAUGGCGAUCAUGCCGUUUACAGACAGGAGCACCUGAAAAUCAGCGGCAGGCCCAGCUGUGGCUCUUCAUCCAACACCACCCUACUCUACGACCAGGACCAGGGCCCUCAGGUCGCUGGACUCUUCAGGUCCAGAUCAUGGAAAUCGAAUCCCACGCCGGGUCCUCAGAGGUUUGUCGAGCUGUAUGUUGUGGUGGACAACGCUGAGUAUAAAAAAUAUGGAAGCAAUACUGAAUCCCGUAUCCUCGGAGUCGUGAAUCACAUCGAUAAGCUGUAUCGGCGUCUGAACAUCCGCGUCCUGCUGGUGGGGUUGGAGAUUUGGUCGAACAAAGACCUCAUCGACGUCAGCCACAGUUCAGAAGCCACGCUGGACAAGUUCCUGGCGUGGCGUCAGGACGACCUCCUGCUGAGGGUGAAGCACGACAACGCCCAGUUUGUGACCUGGAGAGAUUUUGACGGAGAAACAGUCGGGCUGGCAAAUAAGUUCGCCAUGUGCACCGGAAACUCAGGAGGCGUGAAUCAGGAUCACAAUGAAAACCCAAUAGGCCUCGCCUCCACUAUCGCCCAUGAGAUGGGACAUAACUUUGGCCUUUCCCACGACGCUCCAGACUGCACGUGCGGUUCCACCUUCAGCGGGAAGGAUUGUGUCAUGGCAGAAAAGCUCAGGGCAGGAAAUCAAAUGUUCCCGGAGUUGUUCAGCAGCUGCAGUCUUUCUCAGCUCGCUGAAUUCCUGGAGCGAGCUCAGCCCAGCUGCCUGCAAAAGCCCACCUCCUCCAGGAUCAUCGCCGUGGGCCCCCGCUGCGGCAACGGCAUGAUGGAGCCCGGAGAGGAGUGCGACUGUGGCACGGUGGAGGAAUGCAACAAUCCCUGCUGCGAUGCCUCGACUUGUCGGUUGACUGCAGGAUCCCAGUGUGCUCACGGACAGUGCUGUGAGAAGUGUCAGUUGAAGUCAUCUGGGAGCGUGUGCAGGCAGUCAGCCGGGACCUGCGACCUGCCCGAGUUCUGCACCGGACUGUCGUCGGAUUGUCCUGAAGACAGCUUCGAGAUGAACGGCAAGCCCUGCUACAAAACGCUCCAGGGCAGCGGCACUGUCCAGGGAUACUGCUACAACGGCCAGUGUCCCACCCAGGAGCAUCACUGCUGGAGGCUUUUUGGACCAGGGGCCCAGGUGGCACCAGAUUUAUGUUUCAACCUGAACCAGCGUGGCGAGGAAGGCGCUAACUGUGGGAAGAACAAAUUCGGCUUCAUUCGUUGUGCUCCACAGGAUGUUAAGUGCGGAUCGAUGUUUUGUGAGGAAGGAGGCGAGUCUAUCACAGGGAAACGGGCAAGCUACAACACAAUGUACGGCAAAGAGUGCAAACUCGCCGUGGACGACGAUAAGAGGAGAAACCUGGACAUGGUGCCGAGUGGCACGAAAUGUGCGCCGGAUAAGGUUUGCCUCAAUAACAGAUGUGUGGAUGUGUCAGCCUACGGGAAGAGGGAGGACUGUGCAAAGAAGUGCAACAACAACGGAGUGUGUAAUCACAGGAACGAGUGCCACUGUAAUCCCGGCUGGGCUCCUCCCAAAUGCAACGUCCAGUACGCGGAUUUACCUCAAGAUCAGGUUGGGCUGAUAGCCGGUGUGUGCGCAGCAGUCUCCAUCCUGCUGGUCGUCACUCUGCUGAUUGCUGGGCUGAUGUGCUGUAAGAAGGACGACAUGGAGCGCUACAUCGCUACAAGGAAAGUGCAUUCAGCUGAAGGGAAGCUGAACCCGUCGUUCCAAGAAGGAAGUGGUAAAGAAAGACCUCAGAUCAGUCAGCCCACCUUCAUGGAGACCACAGCGAAACAGGCCUGCACCCCUCUGAUGGGUCGAGUGACCCCCUGCAGACCCGCCCCACAGCCACCGCUGAAACCGUCUUCAUCGUCAGUCACGUCGGAAACUGAGCCGAUGAAACCUCUACCUCCAUCUAAACCUUUACCGCCUCUGAAUAAAACACAGGUGAGCGCCAAAGCAGAGAAUUUUAAACACUUUUCCCCAGGACGUCAUAUAAAGGUCACUCGUGUUUUAUUUAUUUUCAUUGAUUCAUUCAUAUUUAGAUGUUCUUUCUGGGGAUCAAUAGGAAUCAACUGGUCUGCCCAAACAUUUUCCAGCUCUACGUUUUUUAUUUUUGGACUUACUCGAGUAGCUUUGCAUGAUUCACAACUCAAAAUAAUCCUUAUGCAUGUCACACUGGGCCUUCGUGAAGCUAGAGCUCAUCAGCUGUCUCAAACAAACAGAUUGGGUGACUCUUUAAAAACAGAGUUGGAAUACGUGACAAUAUAAGGGAUCUCCAUGACAUCAUGCAGAGCCAUCAUUAUUUGAAACUUUAGUUUAACAUGAGCAUCCAUCCCGAUGACAGGAAGCAGUGUUGAGGUGCAGAAGUUGCUAAUUUGCUUUCAUAAAUUCACCUAA